Cynara cardunculus var. scolymus (artichoke) is the source of this 1751-nucleotide messenger RNA. Its product is annotated as alpha-taxilin. Gene Ontology annotation, molecular function: syntaxin binding. The coding region runs from base 192 to 1550 and encodes 452 amino acids. The transcript is spliced from 12 exons. The record is from RefSeq and is a predicted model, not a curated record. Lineage: Eukaryota; Viridiplantae; Streptophyta; Magnoliopsida; Asterales; Asteraceae.
ACAUACAUUGUGAAUGCCUGUUUCACCCUUGAUUCGUUGAAACUACGGUUAGGUCGUCUUUUUGUUUAUGAUGUUUUGUGAUAUAUACACAGAGGCACACACUCGUGGCUUCCCAAAUCUAUCGACUGUCUAAAAGGGAAGGGAAUACCAGAGAGAGCUGCUAUUCAUUCUCAAUCGCUUUUUUGGGCGAAAUGGAGAACCCUGCAGCAAAUCAACUGCCUGAAGCAGAUUCUUUACCUGAUGGGUUUGUUGAUAGCUCUGCAGAACCUCUAACCCCUACACCCGCAACACCAGAUCAAGAAGAUCAAGUAAUUGAUUAUAAGGAGGAGAGACUGAUAGAAGUUGAUUCGAGGCCAGAUUUGGUAGUGGAUGACUUUCAGUCGAGCCAAGGCGAUGAUGGAAGUGCUGAGCAAUCAAGAACGUUCCCUGUAGAACUAUCUGAAUACGUCAAUUGUGAUCCACAUGAGUCGGUAAAGAAGCCUGAAGAGGAUUGUACAGAUCACACUGUUGCUGGAUCACCAACUAAUGUUUCUGAAAAUGUGGGAAGGAAAUCAGAACAGGGAAUGGUUCCAACUGAUGGAAACAAACAUGCUGGAGAAACAUGUCAAACUUCAGAAAACUCAACCGAGCAAGGAGUGGAAUCGCAAGCAGCCGGCGUACAAGGAAAGCUACCAUCAGAGAGCUCUGGAACAAGCAGAAAAGAUACAUCUGAAGUAAAACGUAAGAGUGCCAAGCGUACAUUCAAGACGGAAAAAGAAUUUCUGGAGUUCACUCUAAGUUAUCAGAAAGUUCUUUCCGAAAGAGAUGCGGCUAUUUCUAUGCGAGAUAAACUCGAGUCAUUGUGUAGGGAGCUACAACGUCAAAACAAGAUGUUAAUGGACGAGUGCAAAAGAGUAUCAACAGAAAGUCAAAACCUAAGGCUAGAUCUAUCGAACAAGUUUCAGGAAGCAAUAAAGGAUGUUACGAGUAAGCUGGAGGAGCAAAGGGAUGACAGCCUGACCCAACUGAAGGAGAAUGAAAUGUUAAGAAACCAAUUGAGGCAAAAGGAGGAUCAAAAUGCCCUUAUUGAGCAACAAUAUACUCAACAGUUGAAGCAGAAAACUAUAGAACUCCAAAUUGCAGAUUUGAAGAUUCAGCAACAUGAAGAAAAAUUGGUGAAGGAACAGUCCCAGAUGAAGACAUAUGCAGACCAGGUGUCACAAUUGUUGGCAACUGAAAAGAAUUUGCGGUUACAGUUAACUGCUGAUGGUGAAAAAUUCCAGCAAUUUCAGGAUGCAUUAGUGAAGAGCAAUGAGGUUUUUGAAACAUUCAAGCAAGAAAUUGAGAAGAUGGCAAAAUCAAUAAAGGAACUCAAAAAGGAAAAUACCUUUCUAAAGGGCAAGACCGAGAAGUCAGACAUCACUCUCAUACAACUCGUGGAAGAGCGGGAACGCAUGAAGAAGCAACUAGAAAAAACCAAGAAUCAAAAAGAAAAGCUUGAAUCGUUAUGCAGAUCACUUCAAGCAGAGAGGAAGCAGAAUCCAAUUGGGCAAAACAAUGCUGCUGAUUGAAGUAAAAUCAGAUUCUAGGUUUCAUUUUCUCAUUCCGAUUUCUUGUUGCUACAUGUACUGAAUAUAAUGUAGUCGAACAAACUUGUGUACUGAAUAUAAUGUAGUCAAACAAACUUGUGUGGUCAGAAAAACCGAUUUGAGUUGAAGCAUUUUUGCUUAUAGUUUCAAGUCUGGAAAUAGCAGAUUCCAAGUGUUGAUCAC